This is a messenger RNA of Chelonia mydas (Green sea turtle), 706 nucleotides long. Its product is annotated as avidin. The transcript has 4 exons. Bases 30 to 545 code for a protein of 171 amino acids. Gene Ontology annotation, molecular function: biotin binding. The record is from RefSeq and is a predicted model, not a curated record. Lineage: Eukaryota; Metazoa; Chordata; Testudines; Cheloniidae.
GCUUCUGCAGGUGGCUUUUACUCCAAGUGAUGAUGGGGAAAAUCGGCUUCUCCCUGCUCCUCGCCCUGGCUCUGGUGACUGUUGGCACCUCUUCAGAGAGAAAGUGUGACCUGUCCGGACUGUGGCGGAAUGAGCUGCGCUCGCUGAUGGAAAUACAUGAAGUUAACGAUGCAGGAGAAUUCUCCGGCGACUACCUCACAGCGGUGACAGCCACCAGCAACUGUAUCCGCAGGUCGCCCCUGAAGGGAGCCCAGCAUGACACGAAACAGAGGGGCCAGCCGACCUUCGGCUUCACUGUGAACUGGUCCCUCGCAGACUCGACAACCGUCUUCGUGGGCCAGUGCUUCGUGGAUGAUAAAGGGAAGGAAACUCUGAAGACCAUGUGGCUGCUGCGUGAGGAGGUUGGAUCCCCUGGAGAUGGCUGGAGAGCGACCAGGGUUGGCACAAACGUUUUCACCCGGAAACGAAAUGUAGAGCGGGGGAAAAUCCUUCAGCAGCACUCUCCACCCUGCGAUGCUCCAACUCCAACUCCAACAGCACAGUGAACACGCUCUCCAGCUCCACGGUUCCUGUACCCACCCGGUCUUGAAUUGUUCUGGCCUCUCUCGAGCGUCUCGCCCAGCAGAGUCGCCCGUCUCUGUCUCCAUCUCCCCCUCACUCUCUGGUUACCCCCCCAGAAUCGCUGCCUCGCCCCCAACGCUGCAGU